This is a messenger RNA of Colletotrichum abscissum, 675 nucleotides long. RefSeq names its product tetraspanin. The transcript is spliced from 3 exons. The record is from RefSeq and is a predicted model, not a curated record. NCBI's taxonomy places the organism in Eukaryota, Fungi, Ascomycota, Sordariomycetes, Glomerellales, Glomerellaceae. Bases 1 to 675 code for a protein of 224 amino acids.
AUGGCGAACAAAGUGCUCAUGACCUUCGUGGUCGCCGACAUCGUCUUCGUCAUCACCGGCGCUCUGCUUCUGGGUUUCACCCUCAUCAACCAGAACCUCAUCAAGGAGGCGCCCACGGAAGGAACCGAGGCUGUUAUGCGCUUGCUCACGGCUCAAUUCCCACUGACAGCCGGUAUUGCCAAUGCCGUUUUCAUCUUCGUCACCUUCCUCUCCACCAUCCCCGGCAUGAUCACGCCGACUCGUGGCUGGCUCAAGAUCUCGGGCUACCUGACCACCUUCUGCGGUCUCUUCAGUCUGAUUCUUGGUGUUUACCUCUGGGUUCUCACUCUCACCACCAAGAACGACUUUGGCAAGACGUGGAACGUCCAGGACCCUCGUGUUCAGGAGCUCAUGCAGACUGCUUUUAAAUGCUGCGGAUACUUCAACAGCACUUCGCCCGCCUUCGUCACCGACGCCCAGUGCCCGAGUCCCGCCGCCGCCGCCCUGCAACGCGGCUGCGCAACCCCGAUUACGAGUUUCGCCAACAUCUUCGUCGACAACAUCUUCACUGCCGUCUUCGGUAUGGUCGGUAUCGACGCCAUGCUCAUUGUCACCAUCGCCAUGCUGCUCAAGGAUCGCAAGGAGCGCGAACGUUACCGCCACAUUGACGAGAAGGCUGGUUACCGCGGUUUCUAA